CUUGCUUGAGGGAGGUCUCACAGUGUGGCAUUAGUUUGGGACAAUACAAUGAGUACUAUGGAUAGGGUUACAGUUGUGAACUACUGCUUAGGACUCCUGGGUUUGUUACUACUGCAGGGAGUGUUGAAUGUAGAGGGAAGGAGCCUAUUCAACCCUGGAAACCAUGUUUUUAAUCCAAAAGAAGACACAGAUCCCCAGGGCAAGAUUCUAGCUCUGUUACUACACAAGAGCUUAGUUCCUGUUGAAAAGGAUGAUCCUCUAGGUCUUGAGCUGGCCAAUAAAUUAGCUGAAUUAGAGGAGCUGCGGGCGCUCAGGGACAACCUGGAGCUAGAGAGGGAGAUCACAGCCAAUUUGGCAGAAGGCAAAUCCAUAACUAGGAAGAGGGGAGAACCUUGCUUCUGGAAGUACUGUGUCUGACACGGAUACAAGAGGAGGAGUACCACUGUGAAAUCUUGCUGCAAAGCCCAACAUAGCCUUAAGACUCAAAACACCAGUAACAUAAUCACACUGUAUUUAUCAGCAGCAAUAUAGAGUUGUACCAUAAUCAAAGUCAUCAAUAAAUGUUUCAUUUCCACUGCACCAAGGUGCUCUCAUGAGAGUUUUAAGGACUGUGGCUGUAUAUCUUUAAUCUGUAAAUAAUCAGCUACUCACUGGGAAUACUUGAGGGUCAGAUAUGACAAAAUGUACUUGACUGCAAAGACAUAUUAUUAUUCUUAUUAUCUUUAUAAUUGCAUGGAUUUUAUUUGCCUGCUGCUUGUGUUUAUGUCGCUCUCUUGUGGCAGAAUUGGGCACAACAAAAAAAUUUUGUACCACUGCCCAACAUCGCAUCUGUUCAUUUUACUAAAUAAAUAAAAUUAUAAUGUGAAUCUGUA
Molecule: messenger RNA, 872 nt
Organism: Dicentrarchus labrax (European seabass)
Lineage: Eukaryota; Metazoa; Chordata; Actinopteri; Moronidae
Gene: uts2d
Product: urotensin 2 domain containing
Exons: 5
Coding region: 49-417 (122 amino acids)
Biological process (GO): blood vessel diameter maintenance; regulation of blood pressure
Cellular component (GO): extracellular region
Molecular function (GO): hormone activity
Source: RefSeq, a predicted model, not a curated record